UAGUGUCAAUUGAAAUUUUGAUCGGAACCGGUCAAAAAUAUUUUUUAAACUCGUAAUACAAUAUUUUAGAAACAACAUUCAUACAUAUACAUAUAUAAAUAUAUUAUAUAUGUAUUUCAAAUUUGUGAAUAGUUUAUUUAUAGUUUAAAAUUACAAAAAUAAAACAAAAAAUAUAAUUUUUUGUAAAAUGUUUAGAAAUUUUAAAUUUAGUUUUUUUCAAAUUAUUCUAUUAGUCAUCACAUUUAAAUCAAGUUUUCAACAACCUGCAACAUGUACAAAUCCAAAUGGAACACCUGGUAAAUGUACAUCAAUGUAUUAUUGUCAAAGUUUGAUAAAAACGAUAUAUCGAGAACCAUUACUUGAACGAGAUCGAUCAUUUUUAGUAAAUUCUCAAUGUUCGAAAGGUAUUGGACCUCUGCCACAUGUUUGUUGUACAAAUGAUGAAGAAUAUAAAGAUGGAUAUGAACAGAAUACUUCAACAAAAAGACCAUUAUCACAAGAUGAAAUAAAUAAUAGUCUGAAUCAAAAUAAAAAUGCUGCAAUAUUACCAUCAUCAUCACAAUGCGGUCCAUCACCAUUAGAACAUCGUAUUUAUAAUGGUAAAGAUGCUGAUUUGGGUGAAUUCCCAUGGAUGGUAUUAUUAGAAUAUAGAAAAAAAAAUGGAGAUGUUAUCCCAGAUUGUGCCGGAUCAAUAAUUAAUUCAAAAUAUAUUCUUACAGCCGCACAUUGUUUAACUGGAAAAAUACUAACAGAAAUCGGACCAUUAGUUUCAGUUCGUUUAGGAGAACAUGAUCUAACACAAGAUUUAGACUGUGUCGAUUGUGGUGUAGGAUGUUUAAGUAGUAGUUGUGCUGAUCCAGUUAUAUUUAUUGAACCAGAUGAAAUAAUACCACAUGAAGAAUAUAAUGAUUCACAUAAACAACAUGAUAUUGGUUUAAUUCGACUAAAAAAUCAUAUAAAUUUUACUGCUUUUAUUAGACCUGUAUGUUUACCAAGUGCUGUCAAUUUACAAAGAACAUUACCCGGUGAAGAAAUAAUUGUUUCGGGUUGGGGUAGAACAACAAGUGCCGCUAAAAGUAAUGUUAAGCAAAAAUUACAAGUACCAGUUAUAAAUCAAAAUGAUUGUAUUAGCAAAUUUGCAACAAAAAAACAAGAAAUUAAAGAAAGCCAAAUAUGUGCUGGUGGAAAAUUUUAUGAAGAUAGUUGUGAUGGUGAUUCUGGAGGACCAUUAAUGAAGCAAAGUGGCUUGAAAUGGACAAUUGAAGGAGUUGUAUCUUUUGGAAAUAGAUGCGGUUUAGAAGGUUGGCCUGGUAUAUAUACUAGAGUGUCGUCAUAUGAAGAUUGGAUCAAAAGUAAAUUAAAGCCAUAAAUUAUGUUUUGUUUUUUUUAUUAAAUUUUCAUUUUGUUAUAAAUAUACGUAAAUAGUUUACAUUAUAA
Molecule: messenger RNA, 1437 nt
Organism: Condylostylus longicornis
Lineage: Eukaryota; Metazoa; Arthropoda; Insecta; Diptera; Dolichopodidae
Gene: Sp7
Product: serine protease 7
Exons: 5
Coding region: 188-1369 (393 amino acids)
Biological process (GO): proteolysis
Molecular function (GO): serine-type endopeptidase activity
Source: RefSeq, a predicted model, not a curated record